Molecule: messenger RNA, 1667 nt
Organism: Danio rerio (zebrafish)
Lineage: Eukaryota; Metazoa; Chordata; Actinopteri; Cypriniformes; Danionidae
Source: RefSeq, a predicted model, not a curated record
CUAUCCGGUGAGGGAUUUUCUGAGGCUCCAGAGCGGUAAUGUUCUUCCAUGAUAGGAAAUUCCUUACUUCCCUAUUCACUAUAAGCAAAAUUAGGAACAGAAACGCUACGGAGUGAUUUUAAGUCAGUUUCAAAUGUAACUAACUCAGACAAACUACCAAAGUGAAACUGUGUCAAUAAUAUUAGCUUAGCACGUUCAAAAAGCAGUUUUAAGCAACGCACUGUACAUCAUCGAACAGUUUUAGAGCAUCGUAACUUGAAGGACAAUCUUGACCUCUCCUAUUUAUCCUGCAGAAAUAUGCGGAUGUUUCUCUUUUACUUUUCGUUACUCGUAAAUGGUGCUCUUGGUGUGAUGCAUAAAAGUCAGUCUGUGUCAGUAAUGGAGGGAGAUUCUGUCACUUUAUACGCUGAUCCUACAGAAAUUCAGAAAGCUGAUCUGAUAUUGUGGACGUUUGGACCUGACGGCACCCGAAUAGCUCAGUUCAACAGAAUGGAUCAUAAAAUCUCACUAUAUAAAGAGAUUCUUGAUGGGAAAUUCAGAGACAGACUGACGCUGGACAGUAAAACUGGAUCUCUGACCAUCACAAACACCAAAACAACAGACUCCGGACUUUACAAACUGGAGCUCAUUGGCAAAAAAGACAUCCCAUCCAUGAAGUUCAGCAUUAUUGUUUAUGCUUAUCUGCCUGUUCCUGUCCUUACCAGUUACUCUUCGCAAUGUUUUUUAUCGCAUCACAGUUGUUUACUGGUGUGUUCAGUGGUGAAUGCGAGUGCUGUGAGUCUCUCCUGGUACAAAGGAAACAGUGUAUUGUCCAGCAUCAGUGUGUCUGAUCUCAGCAUCAGUCUCUCUCUACCUCUGGAGGUGGAAUAUCAGGAGAAAAACACCUACAGCUGUGUGAUCAACAACACCAUCAGCAACCAGACCACACAUCUGGACAUCAACACACUCUGCCAGCCAUGUUCAGCAGCAGGUUUGUCCACUACUUUCAUAGGGGUGAUCUGCGCUGCCGCCCCUGUUUCAGUUUUGAUAUUGAUUUUCUGUUGCUUUCACUAUUGUAAACGACGAUGGAAAAAAAUUCGGGAAAAACAACAUAGUCAAGAGGUAUGUUUGUUGGAGAUGAAAUUACCUCAGUGUCAGUGAUGGUGGGACAUUCGGUCACGCUACAAACUGGGAUCCCUGAAAUCCAGAAAAAUGAGUUGAUCCGAUGGACAUUUGCUGAAUACAGAGAAAUCGGCCGCUCUCCAUUUGUGGUCAUCGCUGAAUAUAAUAAAUCAAACAACCAGCAAAACAGGUUUAAUGAAAGAAUAUUAGAAGAGCUGGAGCUGAACCACAGGACGGGAUCUCUGACCAUCACAGGAAUCACACAGAGACACUAUGGAUAUUAUAAACUACUGAUGAGCAGUGAAGGGCAGAGGAUCUCCAAGACGUUCAGUGUUGUUGCUAAACCCUCAAGGAAAGAACGGAGAAAAACCUGCCCUUUAUAACAGAGGAGGACUGCACAGAAUAAAUCUGCAACAUCAUCCACCCCAGCUCACUGACAAAACAAGUUCAUAUGUACCUUAAAAUUACAUUUAUUUGUUAGCAUGUAGAUGCGGCAUGGUGGCUGGUUAGCACUGUCACCUCACAGCAAGAAGGUCAUUGGCCUGAGUCCUGACUGAGUCAGUUGG